Molecule: messenger RNA, 868 nt
Organism: Hylaeus anthracinus
Lineage: Eukaryota; Metazoa; Arthropoda; Insecta; Hymenoptera; Colletidae
Exons: 4
Coding region: 21-830 (269 amino acids)
Source: RefSeq, a predicted model, not a curated record
GAGUCAGAACGCUGUUAGACAUGGCCAGGAGCAGCCUUUGCAUCGUACCAUUGUGUUUCGCGUCGUUAGUCGCGUGGGCAGAUGGUCGCGCUCUUCCCGCAGAAGAAGAUGAACGACGAUGGAACACGCCGCCGGAGCUCAUUCCAGAGCAGGUCGUCAAGAAAUCCGACAUGAAGAACGCACGAUUAUUGUCUAUUCCGAUCACAGCGAACAUCAACGUGAACGCGGGAAGCAAUGCGCACUCUUUGGGAUUUCAAGUGGGCCCUGAAGGCUUCGGAUACUCUGAGAGCAGCAGCUUCAACCAACAGGCCGUUUCGCAAAGUCAAUCGCUGUCGUUCGUCGCUGGAUCGUCAGGUGUUGCUGGCGCUGUGAGCCAGGCAAUGGGCCAACAUCGUCCUGUUCUUGGCAAUCAAGGACACGUAAACGGUCAAUCGUUCGGUUUUGGUAGCGCAGCUGCCUCUUCGUCUGGAACCGUCCAAAAUGGUCACGCAGCAUCUGUUGCCUCUUCUUCCGUUGGUUCCGUGCACUCUUCCGCCUCGUCGGGCGCAGGAACCAUUUUAGUCUCCGAAGGAAUGCAUAUCCGGUUUCCGGAAGGCCAAAGGCAACCCAUUUGGACCAACAUUCGUCCAAAUUAUAAUAAUAACGGUCCGCAAGGUACGCGUGCCCCAAAGUUGAACAUCAACGUAGAACCGCAACGAGAGCAGAACUUCGAGCCAAUUCUUCAAAUUUCGACGCAGCAAACACGGCGGGGAAACGAUAGGAGGCCAACAAUUCGUAUACAAAAAUGGCACCCUACUUAUAGGUCGUACUACGACGAUGUACAUUUAUGAAACAAUAUUGGACAGUAAAAAUAAUUGAAAAAGUUCUA